AUGGCAGUGAACAACCACACGGCUGUGGCGGAGUUUGUCCUGCAGGGUUUCUCUGGAGACCCUUGGCUCCAGGCUCUCUUCUUGGUCAUCUUCCUUCUGCUUUACCUCCUGGCUCUUUUAGGAAACUCCAUCAUUGUCAUGGCCAUCAGCCUGAAUCCAGUCCUUCACACUCCAAUGUACUUCUUCCUUACUAACUUGGUCCUGUUAGACAUUGUCUGUACAUCCACUGUCCUCCCCAAGCUCCUGCAGGGCCUGCUGGGCAAGGGCAGCACCAUCUCCUACAGGGGCUGCAUGGCCCAGCUCUUCUUCUUGACAUGGUUCCUGGGAGCGGAGCUGCUGCUGCUCACGGCCAUGGCCUAUGACCGUUAUGUGGCCAUCUGCCGUCCACUGCACUACAGUUCGAUGAUGAGCCGGGCAGCCUGCCUCCUCCUGGCCAGCGCGGUGUGGGUGGUCAGUGCCGUCAGCACAUCUGUGCACACUGGCCUUAUGGCGCGGCUGCAUUUCUGCGGCCCCAACCAGAUCCGUCACUUUCUGUGUGAAGUCCCCUCGCUGCUGCUGCUGUCCUGUAGCCCGACCACCCUGAACAACAUCAUGAUCGUCAUAGCAGAUGCUUAUUUUGGUGUGGUCAACUUCCUGCUGACCAUGGCAUCCUAUGGUUGCAUCAUCGCCAGCAUCCUGUGCAUCCGCUCGGCAGAGGGCAAGCGGCGUGCCUUCUCCACCUGCUCCGCGCACCUGGUGGUGGUCACGCUCUACUACUCCACGGUCAUCUACACCUAUGUGCUCCCUGCCUCUGGGUCCUCCCUGGAAAACGGGAAGGUGGUCGCCUUGUUGUACACUGCCGUUAGCCCCACCCUGAACCCCCUCAUCUACUCUCUGCGGAACAAGGAUGUCAAAGUGGCCCUCAGGAAGAUGUUCCCCUGCCUUGGGUGA
Molecule: messenger RNA, 930 nt
Organism: Dipodomys ordii (Ord's kangaroo rat)
Lineage: Eukaryota; Metazoa; Chordata; Mammalia; Rodentia; Heteromyidae
Product: olfactory receptor 13A1-like
Exons: 1
Coding region: 1-930 (309 amino acids)
Biological process (GO): G protein-coupled receptor signaling pathway
Cellular component (GO): membrane
Molecular function (GO): G protein-coupled receptor activity; olfactory receptor activity
Source: RefSeq, a predicted model, not a curated record